This is a messenger RNA of Brienomyrus brachyistius, 2994 nucleotides long. RefSeq lists its product as uncharacterized. The coding region runs from base 873 to 2456 and encodes 527 amino acids. Lineage: Eukaryota; Metazoa; Chordata; Actinopteri; Osteoglossiformes; Mormyridae. The record is from RefSeq and is a predicted model, not a curated record. The transcript is spliced from 8 exons.
GUAGGAUGAGAGAAGAGAGAAGAAGAAGUGUGAAUAAGAGUGAGACGUAUACGAACAUGCUUGCUCCUGUGCUACCUUGAUUAUUUCGAUGUAAUGUUUGUUAAGUAAACAGCAUUUUGUUCUGACGCAUUCGUAUAUGCUCCGGCCUGCUUAUUCGAGCGCCUUACUACAUUUCUGGCAACACUACAUUUUUGGCGACGAGUUUUGUGUUUUCACCUCUUCUUUUUUUUUGCUGCCUCACCAUGGCUGGAAACGUACCUGCACCUCCGAUGUUUUUGCUGUGCCCGGGAGAGCCCCCGAUACCUUUCGACAUGUGGCUGCGGAUUUUCAAGAACUACCUACUGGUAAUUAAUGCAACGGGAAAUGCUUGGCCUGAAGCGCGCAGGAGAGCUACGCUACUCCACUGUCUCGGAGCCGAGGGACAACGGACUUUCUACUCGCUACCAGAUACAGAGCUGUAGGUCACUCUCUGCUGCACUGAGUGCGCCUAAUUUUGAAUGUGCAUCUGAUGCUCGUCUCUGAUUGGAUAAUGACGUGAGGGCGGGAGCACGCACCAUUUGCAGAUUGGAGAAGGAGAAGACAGAAAACGUCGAAGUCUUUAGGACAAAUUACAAACAUACGAUUUGAAUUUUCUUUUGAUGAUCUGUGUUUGUUCAUCAGAAAGUUUGCACGAGUAUUGCUGAGGAAAUGCAGAAUGUGCACGAAUUGGGUCAAGCCUACACAAUAAAUAAGGUACUGUGAAGUAACAUGAAGUGAGUUUUAUGCUGAUCCGAAUGCCUGUGGUCCUCCACGCACUCUGGAAACGUAUGACGCAGCUGUUGCUGAUCUCCAGGCUGAAACUAUCCAAGACGUUAGAGGAAUAAAGUGCAAAUAUGAGUGACUCAGAGCGAACCUUCCUAGAUGUCGCCAUUACGGAAGUCCUACCAGAACUUCAAGCAGUGAACAAAAACAUCCUGGAAGAGCACUUGCAGUCCAUCGGAGUUGAGACAAGUGAUGAUCUACGCUUCGUAACGGAGGCAGAUUUGAUGACAGCAUUAAGACCUGUACAAGCGAGAAAGCUUCUUUCUGCUUGGAAACAGAAAUACCAAACUCCAGAGAACAGCUCGCUAUCAUCUGUGGAAGCCUCACCCACCCAGUCGCUGUCAUUGCUCUCUGUUUCACCCCAAAGUCUAUCAUCAACCUCUUCCAGCAGCCCAGGACGUGACAUACAUUGGGAUGACAACUUCGAAAUUCCAUGGAGUAAACUUCCUGCAGAAGUUAUGCAUUUUCUUGAGAGAGGGAAAAGGCCUCGGCCAAAACUGAGGAGGCAAAUGGUCCGGAUUGUUGUGACUGAGAUGAUGGAAAAAUGCCCUCAUGUAGGUAGAAAACAUUCAAUUGACGUUGCAAAAAAAAUGGUAGCAAAAUAUCCCAAUUCUCUGCAAGAUGUCAUAGAGGGUGAUAUUGUUGGUGCAGGCUACCUUUCCCUUGUCAAACAGUUGCAGAACAGAAUUGAAAAUGUAAGGCGCACCUCAACACCCAAAAUAAGAAAAAGAAAACAUCAGACUGACUCAGACCACACAGACGAGAUCCCAUUAGAAGAAAGAGCAGCAAUGCAGGAUACAUAUGGGUGCCUUAAAUGGAAUGUAGAAUUUCUGCCUCUUGAAGAAACUCCAGAGAGCCAACAGCAAAAGAUGGAGAAACUCAAGGUGAUGUUCCAACAAGCUGACGCCAAUCCAGAAGAGGUAAAAAGUCUAAUGAAGUCCACUUAUUACACACAGCGUCAACAUGUCAAUCAGGGGAAAAGUAUCAAAUGCCUUAGAGAGGAGUGGCCAUUUUGGUUUGAUGAACUUGGCAUGUCGGUCCACUUCAAGGAACUUACUGGGAUUGACCUCAAAGAGACAUUCACACGAAAUUUGGACUUGAAGGGGAAAAGGCUUCUGGAGUACAUGACCACAGUUGCUGUCAGCAAAAGCAAGACGUUCCUUCAGACUUAUGCAAGGCUUCAGAGGAUACGGGGACCGCAGAGUGGCUGCUCAGAUGAUGUGAAAGAGAUGGUCCUGCUUCUGCUCAGCUACUUUGAUGAGAAGGAGGAGUACAUGCUUUUCCAUGUUGAAGAUACAUGUCUGGCAGAUGAGGUACAACUGGAGCAAGUGCCUCUGACACCCACUAUUAUUGUGUGUGGACAGUCCUGCUAUUCCUCAAGAAGAUACAUGCUGAGUAUUGAUCGGAACCUCGUCAGCACAAACAUAUCCUCCUUCGUUUCUGCACUGUGCCUCAUGUUCGGGAGCUACUACAAUUUUAACAUCCAUUAUCCAUCUGAGCUGGCUUCCACUCUGGAGUUUCUUCAGAGGUGUUUCUUCUGCAUGAACCCAGAAAAAGGAACCAAAGUAGAGAACAAAAACUCGAAGCAUCAUCUCAGUGUGAACCCUCGAGUCCUCACCCUGAUUCAGGAUCUCGCCGACCACGAGUGGCGCUAAGCCUAAGUAUUGACUCUCUGUGGACUGUUAGGUUUAAGUACACAUUGUGGAUUUAACAAAGUAAAACUUUUUCUGGUCGAAUGCAUGAAGCCAGUUCAUGAAUGAUUCAUGAAGAUGUUCUUGCUUUGAAGGAAUGUUCCAGUUUUGUUUGUUUUUUUAACCAUGCUGCUACUGCAGUGUUUCUAGACCACCUGUAUAGGUUUGUUUCACCACAGGUGGUUUUCCUGAUGUGUUUUUUGACCAAGGCCAUGGUUGUGGUGACCGCAGGGUGCGUGUUGCAUUGCAUGGUGAUUAUGAUAAUUUUGGCACAAUGUAAUUUUUGUUUUAAAAUCUUAACUAUUUAACUUUUCCUGGUAGAGUGUCUAGCAAAUGCUUUUUUCAUGAACAUGGUUCUUGCUUGCAGGAAUGUUCAACAGCUUUAUAGCUUUUGAUUCAAUUGUGUAGUUGAUGUGCGCCUUGCAUAUUAUGUUAGUUGGAAAAAUGCAUCCAACUGUUGUCAUUUGCUUUAUUGGCUGCAAAAUAAAUUUCCCAAAAGUGA